AUGGACAAUGCAAAUCAGUCCGAAGGGGACGAGGAUCGUGUUUCGCCCACCGAAAUCAACCAGAUCCUCCGGCGCAAACGGAAAGCUCGCGAGCGUAGGGCCUGCUACCCAUGUCGACAGCGCAAAGUCAAGUGUAAUUACGAGACACCCUGCCAACGAUGCAUUGAUCGCGAUCAUGUAAACCUUUGCUCCUACCAGCAGGUGCCGAAAGCAGUCGCCGACACUCCUUCGACCACAAAGGCCGCCUCGGUUAUCAAUGACACGCCUGGGCGAACGCUGGACUGGAACCAGCUAUGGUCGAAACUUCAGUCCAUGGAAGCUUCUCUCCGUGAUAUCAAGAACGAGAUAGCCGGCCACGUGCAAUUCUCGGAUAGGGCGGUCCCCUCUGUCAGACAGGCUAGUUUGCCUACUCUGAGCGAAAAAGGAGUAAAUACUGUUGCUUCUGCUACACCAGGAAUCCCCUCGCGGAGCGGGCUCGUUGCUGAUGGCUCGGUUCAUUUGGGUCGCAACUCGGUCCCAGCCAUGGCCGUGGCCCUUGGUGGUGGCAAUGACGAGGAAGCCUUGCAGACUGUGGUGGGAAAUACCGUCUUGCCUCUCUUCGGCCUCGACAAUGAAUCUGCCACCUACCCUUUCACCGACCUCUGGGGCUUGACCGAUACGGCCUCCCGGGUCCGGGAGGUGUGUAAAUUGAUACCCUCCGACGCUGAUUGCUUCCAGUAUCUGCGACACUAUCGUGACAAUGCCCAUGUCUUGUACCCGGCUGUCGUCGACAUUGAUCAAUUCGAAUCCGAGCUGACCACCUUUCUCCUCUCUCGCUCAAACUCUCGAUCUCAGCUCGGUGCCUACGUGGACGAGUCUUCGGAAAUAUAUGGCCGUACCGUCCAUUGGAUAAGCCUUCUGUUUGCAUGUCUGGCGUCGGGCUGCCAAUGCUCGUCCUUGCCACGAAAAGAACGGCAAUUAACUGCACAGGUCUAUGUCUGCUGUGCCUAUGAGUGUCUACGCAUCUGUAAUCAUCUGUCGAGACCGACUCCGGUGGACAUCCAGUCCCUUCUCGUGAUUGGGAAUGUCAUUGCGAACAACAUGAACGCUGGCGUUGCUUGGUCACUGCUCGGCCUUACUGUUAGAUUGGCUCAGACAAUUGGUCUGCACGAAGCAGCAGAGCUCUCGACGUUGCCAGAGCACGGACGCCUUCGAGAAGAGAUCUGGUGGCGCAUCGUAUGGCAGGAUAGCCUGCUCUCCAUCCUUUUCGACCGAUCCCCCGCGACCUUCACCAUCGCUUCCCGGCGCCAACACAGCGCCGCGAACCAGAACUCGGGGAACAUGUCCUACCUCGAAUGCAUGAAGAGGUUAUGCACAGCAAUCCUUGACAUUGUACGAGAACGAUCAGUUGCUGGCGACCCGACCCAGGAGGUCCCCCUCAUCCUAAAGCAUCGUGAUAGGCUAAACGCAAUUGUGACCGAUGCCGCACCUCAUUUGACGAACGUCUCUGCAUGCCGGUCCAUGAGGGACCAGCUCGAGCAUUGGAACCUUUCACUUCAUUUAUCGUACGUGAUGUUCGACCUGCAUCGAGCGGCACUUCGGCUUCACAGGGAUCCAGGACUAAGCCAUCUACGAGAAGCAUGCAUCAACGGCUUAGCUGGGACUGUUAACGCGUAUCUCGGUCUGCAAAGGGUGUCGUCGACUACCAGAACUUCAUGGAUCGCCAUGCAAAGAGCCCUCAGCUCCGCCCUCCUAUUAGGCAUCAUCAGAGAGCACACCAAGAGCAACCAUGUCCACGCUCUUCUUCAAGAUCUCUUGACGGUCAUGACGAACCUUAAUUCAGACACUGAUCCGACCGAAGUGCCAGCCCCCAUGGCAAGAGCCAUCAUGGCUCUUCGUAUCUUUUUGCAAGGCCCUGACGCCAUGGAGCUUGAUAAUAGUCCGUGGUCGUUCCUCGGGCCUGGGAGGGCAGAGAAGUCGGAACCGACCUCAUUAGCCUCACCUACGAUGUCCGACAAGUCGCCUUAUGGCAACAGCCCGUUCUCGCUUCUCGGGGAUAUCCUGUGGGGUACUCAAUCAAUGCACGUCCAGGGCUUGUAUCGACGAGCUUAA
Molecule: messenger RNA, 2091 nt
Organism: Exophiala oligosperma
Lineage: Eukaryota; Fungi; Ascomycota; Eurotiomycetes; Chaetothyriales; Herpotrichiellaceae
Exons: 4
Coding region: 1-2091 (696 amino acids)
Biological process (GO): regulation of DNA-templated transcription; DNA-templated transcription
Molecular function (GO): DNA binding; zinc ion binding; carboxy-lyase activity
Source: RefSeq, a predicted model, not a curated record